Messenger RNA from Anopheles darlingi, 1685 nucleotides. Its product is annotated as sugar transporter SWEET1-like. NCBI's taxonomy places the organism in Eukaryota, Metazoa, Arthropoda, Insecta, Diptera, Culicidae. Gene Ontology annotation, cellular component: membrane. Bases 38 to 718 code for a protein of 226 amino acids. The record is from RefSeq and is a predicted model, not a curated record. Gene Ontology annotation, molecular function: sugar transmembrane transporter activity. The transcript has 4 exons. Gene Ontology annotation, biological process: carbohydrate transport.
ACCAGUGGCCACGCAGUACCAGCAAAGCAACACCAUCAUGCUGCAACCGCUGCUGACUGUUCUCGAUCCCCACCGUGAACUGAUCGGUCAGAUUGCCGGUCUACUCACGGUGCUGCAGUAUCUGGCCGGUUGCUUCAUCUGUGCCGAUAUUUACCGACGCGGUUCCUCGAAGGGCGUGUCACCGGUGCGCUUCAUCGUUGGCUGCAGUUUAUCGCUGCUGCAGCUGCAAUAUUUUCUGAAGCUACAGUCACCGACCCUGAUUGGGACAAGUAUCUGCACGUUGACCUUCUCGGUUCUCUACUCGCUCUGCUAUCUCUGGUACACGCCGGUCGAAUCGAGGGGUGCGCUGUAUAAAGUGCUGCUGACUGUUGGCGUACCGACGGCCGCGAUUUAUGCGUACGGUUGCCAGGGAGACGAUGCUGUGAUCACGGAUCGGCUCGGUCUCAUCAUAACAGUGCUCGCUCUAAUGUUCAUUGCGUUACCAUUGACCCAACUGGGAACAAUUAUAAGGGCCAAAAGUACCGCUGGACUGCCGCUGCCAGCUAUAGCGGCCUCGACUGGCGCCUCCAUCCUGUGGCUCCUGUACGGUCUACUAAUCCACAACUCGUUCAUUGUCGUCCAGAAAAUCAUCGCGCUGGCCCUCUGCACGCUUCAGUUAUCCUUGUUUAUCAUUUAUCCAGCCACUGCUACGGCUGGUCAACGGAAAAAGCAACAAUAAUCCCUGCCACCCAGCGAUACCAGCCUGCUCAUGGGCAGGGCCAUCCUAACAGCAGUACAACGUGGGCUGCUGUCUGGUUUAUCUGGUCAACCGGAGUGAUUUUAAGGAUUUCCAGUCCCACCUAGCGCCGGGACUGUCUGUUGUUGUUGUUUGGGAUUUUGUUGUUAGCGGCAAUGGUGGUGGUGGUGGUAGGAAAGAUGAUGGUACGUUUUUUAUGACACUCUCUGGCCGACCGGUUCCGGGCUGAUAAUGGGGCGUCGUUCCGUUUAUCGGCAGUUUGCCGGCCGUUCCGCUUCGUUCCGUGGUGUUUAGCUUGGAGAAUGAAUGGAUGGACAGCGUGUUGAAGUGCCAGUUAACAGAGUGUGUGUGUGUGUGUGUUUGUGUGUGUGUGUGUGUCGAAUGUGAUUGCGCCAGAUGAGCUAACUGAGCGGAACACAAAAAGAAACUCAUUUUAGAAAAUCAAUAACUAUGUAACGCGCAAGAUAGUGAUUACAAAAUAAGUGGACUUCGACCAUUUUGAAGACAUUCAUUGAAGUUUUUUUUAGCGUUGUUUCUGUUACUUGGAUCUGGUGGUUUUUCGGAUCCAAACAUUCGAAAUUUUACCAUUUGUACAUUUGUGUGAAAUUAUAAGUAUAAAAACGUCGCCAUGGUUCGUCCGAAACAACAUUCGUUAGGCACAACAUGGUAUGCUGGAAUGAAAGAUAAACAACGAAUAGAAUACUUCCUGCUUGUACCUUAUAGUAUACUUCAAGAUAUUCUUUUAACAUUUACGGUUGACAAGAUAUAUAAUUCUUAAAUAUUCUGUAAAUCUUUUGUACAUUUUGAAAACGGUUUGGAACGUUUUGUUAGUAAGCUAUGGUAGCUAUGGGCAACACUACCGUAGUUACCAAUAACACGUAGUUACCUAUGCGUUAGUUGGCAAGUCAAUACACAAAAUAAAUCAUUCUUCAAGUGUGCGUGUAUUUUU